Dipodomys ordii (Ord's kangaroo rat) is the source of this 583-nucleotide messenger RNA. Its product is annotated as transmembrane protein 201-like. Gene Ontology annotation, cellular component: nuclear inner membrane. The record is from RefSeq and is a predicted model, not a curated record. Lineage: Eukaryota; Metazoa; Chordata; Mammalia; Rodentia; Heteromyidae. Gene Ontology annotation, biological process: nuclear migration along microtubule. Gene Ontology annotation, molecular function: actin filament binding; lamin binding. The annotation marks the transcript as partial. The transcript has 2 exons.
AGCUUCUCUUCCUCCAUGAUGAAGGCCCCAAUCCAGGUCAUCCUGCUCCGGGCCUUGGCCUUCCUGACCUGCGCCUUCCUGCUGACCCUUGCACUGUAUGGCCCCAGCGAUCCCUUUACCCCAGGGGCUGCCCUGCCUCCGGCUCUGCCCCCUGGUGGCAAUGGCUCAGCUGUGCCAGAUAACAGCACUGCCACUGAGCCUGAGGGUUGGCGGCAGCUGCUGGGCCUGCUGCCAGAGCACAUGGCCGACAAGCUGCUCGAGGCCUGGGCCUUUGGGCAGAGCCACCAGGUGGGCAUCGUGGUGCUGGGCCUGCUUACCUGCCUGCUGGCUAUGCUGCUGGCCGGCCGGAUCAGGCUCAGAAGAAUUGACGCUUUCGCCACCUGCCUGUGGGCCCUGCUGCUGGGGCUGCACCUGGCUGGGCAGUACCUGCAGGCGGCCGCUCCCAGCUGGCUGGACACGCUCAAGUUCAGCACCACGUCCCUGUGCUGCCUGGUGGGCUUCACCGCGGCUGUGGCUACAAAGAAGGCAGCAGGCCCCAGGAGGUUCCGGCCCCGAAGGUCAGAGAAGCAGCAGUGACUGCGGG